Daldinia loculata is the source of this 836-nucleotide messenger RNA. RefSeq lists its product as uncharacterized. The record is from RefSeq and is a predicted model, not a curated record. Lineage: Eukaryota; Fungi; Ascomycota; Sordariomycetes; Xylariales; Hypoxylaceae. The transcript has 3 exons. Bases 279 to 836 code for a protein of 185 amino acids.
CUCUAUAUCUGCAUACCCUCGUCUAAAUGUAACAUCUCUAAAUUAUUAACUACUUCGGACUCAAUUUACCUUGCAAAUGGUAACUUUCAACUUUGGAUAUAUAGAUUGGUAUAUAAGCUACGUAUGCCGCAGGGAUUCAGAAGAACAAUUCAUGUGUUUAGACUAUUAUCAAGACUAACGUGACAAAAAAAACCUCGCCUACCUGGUAUCAUUGAAGCAUCUCUCAGAAUCUUUCUCAUAAAAUUGUCAACCUGUCAUAUAUCUAGUCAUUCUGCGAUAUGUUUAGCAUCAGGCCUGACUACACCGAGGAAAACAUCCCAGACCUGUCUAGUAAAGUAUAUAUAGUCACUGGCGCGAAUACUGGACUCGACAAAGAAGUCACCCGGAUCCUCUUUCAUAAGAACGCGACCGUCUGGAUAGCGGUGCGCAACAAAGAGGAAGGCCGUCGUGCGAUCAAGUCUAUCCGCAAAGCAUCUCCACGGGGAAGCUGGAGCUUCUACACUUGGACGUAUCCCCCGGAGAGCAGCGUCCGCGUCGUCUAUGUAUCCUCUUCAUCAGCCGAGCACAUGAUCCCCAUGGAGGGCGGCGUCGACAUGGAUAACCUAGAUUACAAGAAGGACAUCUUCUGUGUGUAUAAGCACGGCGUUAGCAAGGCGGAUCCUAUCGUGCAUCGACCAACGUAUGGUCUUAGUGGUCUUGGGGUGAACAAGGACCAGAAAGCUCUGACAGAAUUGCAGGCAUUUGAUCCAGGUGCUCUCAAAACAGACCUCGAUCGACAUUUCAACGCGCUCGAGAUGCUCUACGGGAAGGCUAUUGUAAAGCCUGUGAUUCUUUGA